Daldinia vernicosa is the source of this 1050-nucleotide messenger RNA. RefSeq lists its product as uncharacterized. Bases 474 to 962 code for a protein of 162 amino acids. The transcript is spliced from 2 exons. The record is from RefSeq and is a predicted model, not a curated record. Lineage: Eukaryota; Fungi; Ascomycota; Sordariomycetes; Xylariales; Hypoxylaceae.
AUAAUUCGAUUCGAUCUAAAUAAAAGAGAUCUUAUUGCUUAACUCCUGCAUCUGAGUUGGUGGCACCCAAUGAGGACUAUGGAAAAGUGCCGGGACCCCUGAGGUCUCAACUGCCAGUGGUGCAUUAAGUCUCUACACAGAAGAUCUAGAGACACUACCUAGGUUCCUAUCAACACCCACCAUGCAUAUUCUGUCACAUCAUUAAGAGAUGUCUUUACAGAAUGGUCUCUCUAAGCGCCUCAACCAAGUACCCCCACUAAUACGAACUGCUCAUUCAUAAGUACCAAGAGCCCCGAUGUGGCGUGAUACAAAUCCUAGUUCUCUUUCUGCUCUCAAUAUCGUCCCGUAUGGCUGGAUGAGAUUUGCUCAAAAUCUGCAGCGGCCGCCCUACGUCGUCCCACGUCGUUCCACAAAGAAUUUUUAGUACCGGCUCUCACCUACGUUCCUUUCUUUAUCGCUAGUGCAAGCUCACCAUGGCGACCUCUACUUCAGACUCAUUCCCGCUGGCGACGGAUGAGCCCUAUAACGAAGGCGACAGUGGACCGGGCUCGAUCAGUUCCGGCGGCAGCAUUGACGAUUCUGCGGGGGCAUCUGGAAGCAGCCCUGGCGUUGUUCAAAUUUCCCACGGUGCGAUAGUCGCAAUAAUAGUUGUCGUUGCCGUUGUUUGCGUACUUGGAAUUUCUACAGCGGUGCUCUUUUACCUGGCCAAGAAGAGGGAAUGGAAGGUUAGGGAGAGCAUUCGUCGUUCGGCAAGGAAGGUAGUCACUGCUCUCACACCCCGUAGAUCGGAAUUCCCAAGGUCGGCCAAGGAGUCCUCUGGUAACUCAUCUCGAGGUCGUCUUCGCUUAAAUGAUGUACCACCAACACCUAAACUGCGGCCCGAAGACGUUGAGAAGGGCCUUGCCCAGUCAACUACCAGAGAGGAUUCGCAGAAGAGAGGCAAGAAGUGGACAAGGAAAUAAAUAAUCGUACGGUGCGGACUAUUUCGGAUAGGUCAUGGUUACUUGGGAGAAGACAUGGGCGUCGAAUCGGUUGUGGUAUUUAAAUGGC